AUGCCAUUUACGCGUUUGUUUGCCCAUCCGGAGAAGGCACAGAAAUCCCAUGAUCCACCAGUAAAAAGUGUUAGCGAAUUGCUGCAAUUAGAAAAGGAAAAGAAAGUGAUAGUAAAACCUAUCGAAUUAUUUGUAGACAGUCCUGUCGUGGGCAAAGGAUCAACAGUUCAAAGUCCCGGAGAUGCAGCAACAAAAUUUGCUUAUUAUCGAAACGAGGAAGUACAGUACUUUGAUUUCGGACCGACACCAAACCGUGACAAAACUGCCGAUAUAAUUCACACUGAAGACAGCAAAGGGAAUAUUUUAUCUGUGAUAACCACUACGAUCCCCGGCAAAAAAAACUUUUCCCCAUUCUGGGACGUUUUUAAUGUCGUAGUUCCGGAUUCCAGUUUAAUUACCAAUUUGAAGCAGAUCAGAAAAUAUCCGAGAGUUUUUGCUGGUGUUAAUGCGAAUUGCCCUGUUGUUAGCGUUAACGGUAAACCGGUGCACUUCGAUCAAGAAUGGGAAAAAAGACUUAGCAAAAAAGGAUAUAAUAAAAAAUAUUGA
Acaulospora colombiana is the source of this 546-nucleotide messenger RNA. The record is from the annotation of a GenBank genome assembly. NCBI's taxonomy places the organism in Eukaryota, Fungi, Glomeromycota, Glomeromycetes, Diversisporales, Acaulosporaceae.